Molecule: messenger RNA, 1130 nt
Organism: Nymphaea colorata (pocket water lily)
Lineage: Eukaryota; Viridiplantae; Streptophyta; Magnoliopsida; Nymphaeales; Nymphaeaceae
Product: ylmG homolog protein 2, chloroplastic
Exons: 3
Coding region: 146-883 (245 amino acids)
Biological process (GO): chloroplast fission
Cellular component (GO): membrane
Source: RefSeq, a predicted model, not a curated record
UCGGAAACGGCCUCUCUCGCUUCCGGAUUAGAUAACGCGCGCGCUCGCAGCGCCUGGGUGGGCAGGCAGGACGCAGCGCUCUCCACUCUUCGACCCCCAAAUCCAUCUUGCAUCACGCUCCCUUACGCGUUCCACGCCUGACGACAUGGCUCUGCCCUCGUCCUCCACCGGAGACGACCACCCUAACCUCCUCCUCGCCUCCGCCGUCCAUCUCCUCCCCUUCUCUCCGCCACCUCCGCUUCCUCUCAAGCCCGCCUUCGAGAAGCCCGUUCAUGACCUCCACAGGCUCAACAGCUGCAUCCUUUCGGCUGCUAAUCAGUUCAUUAGAACUGUAAUGACGGAAAUCGUGUCUAAGAAUCCUCUGGUCCAGGGAGCUGUUGCUCUUUCUGCUGACCUCCGCAAUUUCUGCAGCCAGGUUCACCGAGCUAGGUCCUUGACGCUCAAUUCUUUGUCAGCACACAAUUUUGCUGCCAUCAUACCAGGUGAUUCUGUGGCAGGAUUGGUGGUAGCCAAUGGCAUCAAUAACUUCUUGAACAUCUACAAUACCUUGCUGGUUAUCAGACUUGUGCUUACAUGGUUUCCAAACUCUCCUCCUGCCAUUGUUAGCCCUCUGAGCACUCUUUGUGAUCCAUAUCUAAAUAUAUUUCGAGGAUUAAUACCACCCCUGGGAGGCACUCUGGAUCUGUCCCCUAUACUGGCCUUCUUGGUUUUAAAUGCUUUCACCAGUACUGCUGCCGCUCUUCCAGCAGAGUUACCCGUUGACGCAUCAUCUAGAGAAGCUACUUCUUUUUCACAUGGCAGGCAUUUAAAUUCCACCGUGAAUCAAAGGAUGUGGUUUAAACGCUUAUCCAGCAGAGGUUCAAGGAAGAGUGAUGCUGUUUAGGGUUUCUUGGUUUUGUUUUUUGGAGAGCUUGUAUAUUCAUCUUUAAGCGAAUUUAGGAGCUCGUCAAACUGCAUACGUUGUAAGAGGGGCGGCUGGUAUUUUCUAGCCUUCAGUUGUGCAGUGGUUUGGGCUUCUAAGUGAUGCUUCAAUUCUUGAUGAAAUUGGCCUGUCUUUGUUGUAUUCAAUAUAACUUUUCCUUGUCGUGGUUUGAGGUUCAACAAUUGUGAAUGGCUAGAUUUCUUUUCUA